AUGUUAAAAUUGAUGUUGUUCCAUGUGAAGAAGAUAGUUGCAUCUGGUGAACUUGUGAAGGUGAAAGGCUCGUUCAAGCUUCCUGCAACUCGGCCUUCUGUGCCGAAGCCUGUUGCUAGUGCUCCAGCGAAGAAGAAGCCGUCUCCUGCGAAGCCGAAGACUGCUCCUGCCAAGGCAAAGGUAGUCGCGAAACCAAAAGCUGCGGCGAAACCCAAGCCUAAGCCCAAGGAGAAGCCGACCAAAGCUUCGAGGACGUCGACUAGGACAUCUCCUGGAAAGAGAGCUGCGGCUCUUAAGCCGAUGCCGAAGAAAGCCCCGGCUAAGAGCGUGAAGCCGAAGACAGUGAAAUCACCUGCAAAGAAAGGGCCGGCACUCUGA
Messenger RNA from Camellia sinensis, 378 nucleotides. Lineage: Eukaryota; Viridiplantae; Streptophyta; Magnoliopsida; Ericales; Theaceae. The record is from RefSeq and is a predicted model, not a curated record.